Messenger RNA from Stylonychia lemnae, 1914 nucleotides. NCBI's taxonomy places the organism in Eukaryota, Ciliophora, Spirotrichea, Sporadotrichida, Oxytrichidae. The record is from the annotation of a GenBank genome assembly.
AUGAAAGGGGAGAAAGCCAAGGAGAAAAAAUACAUAGUAAUGUCUCGACAUGGUUACGAUCUGUAAUUAAUUCAUAAAAUGUGUGGAAACCGAUUUACUUAUAAGACAGCAUUGUCUAUUGGUAUUGAAAUGGUUGAUAAGUUGAAUAUGCUUUGCUAGUCUGGAUAUCUUCAAGAGGAUCUAAAGCUUUCGAACAUUCUUAUACCUCUUAUGAGUGAUUUACCUUGGAAGUACAAGACUUAAAAUGACAUAUUCAAUAAGCAAAAUAGAUAAAAAGUAAAAGAUAGUUAGAUUAUCAUGUACCUAAAGACUCUGGAUGAUAAAUUUCAAAGUAUCUACAAAUGGCUAAGAAUUCAGAAUGGACAUGUUCAAAAUAAGAAUAAUAAUCCUGAAAGUUUCUAAAAAGACAUAAAGUAUUUCAAAAGUUAAUUACAGGAAAUCCUAUCAAAGCACUAAAGUGAUAAUGAAUAUAAAUUUGAUUGGUAUCCUAUACUAGCUAAAAUUCAGAGAUUCAACAGAAAACAAGGCAUGAAUCCAACCAUUACAUCAUAUAGAGGAAGUAUUACUAGUGCAGUUAAUGGCUAGGAAAGAAAAGUAUAGAGGAAAGGUACAUUUCAAAUGAACUCUUAAAAUGAUAACAACUCUAUAAAUGGAGCUGGUAUGAACCAAGAGCUCGAAAGUCCCUAAAAAAGCCGAUUUCGCAAAAUCCUCUCUCCUGUAAAGGCUAGAUCUAAGAGUGCUAAUGUAGUUGAUGACGAUCAUCUUUACCUCGUUAAAGAAUAAAGAGAGUGCUAAAUUUUCAAUGAAAUGGAAAUAAUAGAAGAUUCCCCGUUAAACGUAGAAAAUAAUCAAAAAAAUGAAUCACAAUAUAAUUUCCUAAAGUUAUUAGAGGGUUCUUAAGAUGUUUCUUUUGAAAAGCGAAGAGAAUCUUAAAAGUAUUUUUUUGGGAAUAAAGUAUCACAGCUUGCCUAGUAAUAAACAGAUGAUAGCAUGAAUAAUAUGUUUAAUGGGACCUGUGGUAAAAUGACAAUGACCAUGUCUUCUAAAAAAAUGCUGUUUGAACGGACUAAAAAGUCUACGAUGCUUUUAGUGUCCACAAACGAGCAGGACUCACAAAAGAGUAAAGACUAGAACAUAAAUAAUCUGGAGGAUAUUGUUGAGAAUUCUAUAUCUUUAGAGAGUGAAGAUAUGAAGUAAUUUAAUUUUGAACCAAUUAGCAAAGUAGACUAAUAACUAGCCUUAAAAAAUGGAAAGCCAUAUGAAAAUUAGGGCAUGAAGAGUUUUGUUAAUUAAUUUUCACUUGCUAAUCCUAUUACCUCUGGUGAUAAAAAUUCAGAGGAAUCGAAAUAUGCUUUGGAAUAAAUGAUGAGCUUGCUUGAUUAGUGUCAUCCAUCUGAGCAGACUCCUCAGUAUUAACUUAAUCAAUACGAUAAUAAUAAGAUUUUUAAUACACCAAUGGCACCAACUUUCAAUAACAUUUCAAUUAAGAAUCAAACUAUAGGCUAAAAUCAUCAUAUGUAUAGCAAUAAUGGCAGUAGUAUAAAUGAUAUUCAUCAACUUGCUCAUGGCAGCAGCUAAAAUUAUUGUUCAAUUAACAAUAAUGGCCCAGUAAUGGCAUAAGAUGAACUUAAGGCCAGAAAGUACUCUGAAAAUUAUAAUAGAAAAUACUCAGGAAUGGAAUUUCAUAGGAAGAACUCGAUGCAGGCCAGUGAAAUUUCUAUAAUCACAAUAGACAGAUUUGGAUGCAAUGAAUAUGACGAAGGAGUAAAUAUAAAUUCAGUUAGAUUUAGCUAGAAUAACAAAGUGAAUCCAUUGAAUGGUGGCAAUCAUAAAAAUCCUCGAAAAGUAAUGUCAAGGACAUUAAUGUCUUGCAACUAGUUUAGUGAUAGCAUUAUCUACAACAAAAUGUUCUGA